AUGGAGAAAAUAUGUGUAGCAGUGAGAGUAAGGCCGCCGGUGAAAUCAGAAGAUGAUUCUACUACAAAUGGUAGCCAUUGGAAGGUUGAAGAGAAUCGUAUUUCGCUGCAUAGGUCUCUAGCCGGCACCCCUCUUCCUCCUGCUCUUUCUUAUACUUUCGAUCAUGUUUUCGACCAAGAUUGCUCGAAUUCUAGCGUUUAUGAUCUCCUCACCAAGGACAUUAUACAUGCCGUCGUUGAUGGAUUCAAUGGGACUGCAUUUGCAUAUGGACAAACAAGCAGUGGAAAAACGUUUACAAUGAACGGGUCUGAGAAUGAUCCAGGAAUUAUUCACCGGGCUAUCAAAGAUAUUUUUGCCAAGACAACCAUGUCAACUGAUAGGGAGUUUCUCAUUCGAGUCUCGUACAUGGAGAUAUAUAAUGAAGAAAUCAAUGAUCUUUUUGCUGUUGAGAACCAGAAACUGCAGAUUCAUGAGAGUUUGGAGCAUGGAGUAUUUGUUGCAGGCCUAAGGGAGGAGAUUGUUAACAGUGCCGAGCAAGUACUAAAGCUCCUUGACAUGGGGGAAGUUAACAGGCACUUCGGAGAGACUAAUAUGAAUGUCCGAAGUAGUAGAUCCCACACCAUCUUUCGGAUGGUGAUUGAGAGCAAGGGGAAAGAUGCUAGUUCUAAUGAUGAUUCAACUUUGGAUGAUGCUAUUCGUGUUUCUGUCCUGAAUUUGGUAGACUUAGCUGGGUCUGAACGAAUUGCCAAAACUGGAGCUGGUGGAGUUCGAUUGAAGGAAGGAAAACACAUAAAUAAGAGUUUAAUGAUUCUUGGCAAUGUCAUCAAUAAAUUGAGUGAUGGUGCAAGGCAAAGGGGACAUAUCCCUUAUCGUGACAGCAAGCUCACCCGUAUCCUUCAACCUGCACUUGGUGGCAAUGCGAAAACAUCAAUAAUUUGUACUGUGGCACCGGAGGAGGUUCAUAUAGAGGAAACAAAGGGAACCCUUCAAUUUGCCAGUAGAGCUAAACGUAUUACCAACUGUGUUCAAGUAAAUGAGAUUCUGACAGAUGCCGCGUUAUUGAAGAGACAAAAAAUUGAGAUAGAGGAAUUACGCAAGAAACUUGAGGGAUCUCAUGCGGGGGUGUUGGAGCAAGAGAUCUUGAAAUUGAGAAAUGACAUGCUCAAGUAUGAGCUAGAGCGUGAAAAGCUUGCUAUGGAAUUAGAGGAGGAGAGAAAAUCCAACAGACAACAAGACCAAUGCUCGAGGGAACAAAGUAAUAGAACUGGCAGUGCAAACACUUCAUUCACUCUUUCUGACUCUGAUAGAGUUUCUGCCCAAGGUAGCGAAUCCUUGAGACAAUAUCUCAAAGAAGAAACCAGUGACACUUGCAGCACACAGCAGGGAGAUGCUUUUAGUACCCCUACUUUUAAACCGAUUCCCAAUGCAUUUGUUGCUAAACGAUCUUAUCAUUCUAGAACACCUCAAUUUAGCCCCCUUCCAGAUGAAUUUGGUGAUGUUGCUGAUGAAGAUAUGUGGUUCAAAAUGAACAAUGGCUUCGUAGCUGACCUUGAUUCAAUUGGUACGACUCCAGCAAGAGAAGUUUCAUCCAUUCCAGCAAUUGAUGAAAUUCCAGAUUCCUCAAUUGACAAUUACCGAGAAGUCCAGAAUCUUCGAAGGCAACUACAGCAAGCUAUUGAUGAAAAAAAUGGAUUCGAGAAACAGCAUAAAGAACAACUAGCGUUGAACAACCAGUUGAUGGAAGAGAUAUCUAAACUUAAAAAUGAAGCUCGGCUGGUCCAAGAAAUUCCUCAGGAAUUGAGCGAGUCUUUGGCAAAUUGCAAAGCCGUAAGCGAGGACAUAUUCUCUACUUUUCAGAGUUUUGUGGCCGAUGAGAAAUCCCCGACUGCAAAGUUGCUCUCUAGCACAAGUGAAAUCGUCACGUUUCUUAUGUCAACUUUUGAGACACAUGUUUCUAUGGCCAUGGAUGGGUUUAGAAGUACAAGCCAUAAAAAAUCUCCAAAUUCUAUAGAAGAAGAUGAUAUGGGAAGUUUGCAACACUGCAACAAAUAUAAGGAGUGCACUUUGGGACAACGAAUCGCUUCUUGGAAGGCAGAAGUUAGGGGUGAGAUCGAAUUGAUGAAGGAAAGAUAUGAGAGCCUGGAGCAAGAGUUGGAUACGAAUAACCACAUUCUUGAAGCAUGUAAAGAAAGAAUUCAUGGUCUCGAAAGAGAGCGUCAACUAUUAUCAGAAGAAAGAGACGAUCUACUCACAGAUUCGUCAACAAGAGUUGCAUUAUUAACACAGCAAAACGAAAAGAUUUUGCAGGAUAUGAGGAGUGAAAUUCGAAAGAGGAAAGAUCUUGAGGAAGAGAUCAAACAGUUUAGCAUUGCGUUUGCUUCUCGCCAGAGAUCACUCGUGUUGUUCCAUAACGACUUCAAAUCUAAACUAGACAACUUGAAAGCUCAAAGUCCACUUAUGUUACCCAAAUCUUGUGGAUGAUGAACAAAUUUCUUCUUAUCAAACGGUUUCUGGCUCU
This is a messenger RNA of Cynara cardunculus var. scolymus (artichoke), 2518 nucleotides long. RefSeq names its product kinesin-like protein KIN-7N. Gene Ontology annotation, molecular function: ATP binding; microtubule binding; microtubule motor activity. Gene Ontology annotation, biological process: microtubule-based movement. The coding region runs from base 1 to 2481 and encodes 826 amino acids. NCBI's taxonomy places the organism in Eukaryota, Viridiplantae, Streptophyta, Magnoliopsida, Asterales, Asteraceae. The transcript has 18 exons. The record is from RefSeq and is a predicted model, not a curated record.